AUGGAUCAUGUCUUCAUCCACACAAGAAGCCAAGCACAUUCGCCCCCCGCAAGCGCUCUAUCUCUUCACUCGACCCAAUUUCGACCAAGAGCUCUUACUAUCGAUGUUACUCAAUGUUCGGGUGCUUCCAUGCUAAUUUUGGUAGAGGAAUUCAUCAUUAUGACCUGUCUGCGAGGGUCCGCCAGGAGGACGAUUGGUAAUAGCAAAUAA
Messenger RNA from Sclerotinia sclerotiorum 1980 UF-70, 210 nucleotides. RefSeq lists its product with no specific name. The record is from RefSeq and is a predicted model, not a curated record. Bases 1 to 210 code for a protein of 69 amino acids. NCBI's taxonomy places the organism in Eukaryota, Fungi, Ascomycota, Leotiomycetes, Helotiales, Sclerotiniaceae. The transcript is spliced from 2 exons.